This is a messenger RNA of Daldinia caldariorum, 1905 nucleotides long. Its product is annotated as PIG-U-domain-containing protein. The transcript has 3 exons. Gene Ontology annotation, biological process: protein localization to cell surface; attachment of GPI anchor to protein. Bases 143 to 1420 code for a protein of 425 amino acids. Gene Ontology annotation, cellular component: GPI-anchor transamidase complex; membrane. The record is from RefSeq and is a predicted model, not a curated record. NCBI's taxonomy places the organism in Eukaryota, Fungi, Ascomycota, Sordariomycetes, Xylariales, Hypoxylaceae.
AAUGCCAAUUGCGUCCGAACGAGUUAAGUAACGACUUCAGGUAACUUCCAACUGAAAUUCAUUGGAACUUUUCAACUCCGAUUUCCACUUGAAGGGUAACAACAACAACUUCUUAAACCAUCCACGACGAUGGCAUUGCAUAAUGAGUCGCGAUAAAAUGCAUUUCAAAGAGACAGCUGGUCUAUAUACCGCUGCCGCUCUACUGCGACUAAUAUUAUUCGCCGUCUUUCCUGAACUCCCCGAUUUGCUGACGGCCCGCGUCGAGAUCUCGACUCCCGUCACAAGCUUCAAGCGACUGCAAGAAGGCUUGUUCCUAUAUAAUCACAAUGUCUCUCCGUACGAUGGAGGCGUUUACCACCAAGCGCCCUUACUCCUCCCGCUCUUCUCUCUCCUCCCAGACCCGUCGACGUAUCCUAUAUUCGCAUACAUCCUCUACAUUCUAGUCGACUUACUAAGUGCCGAUGCGCUUUACAAGAUCGCCGAGUCGGCUGAAGCUAGCGCAUCGAAGCUCUUCACAUCGGCUCGUAAGGAGAGGAGAUGGGGCGGUUAUAUCGUCGCAGCUAUCUUCCUCUUUAACCCAUUCACCAUCGCGACGUGCAUGGGUCGGCCAACCAAUGUCUUCACUACAUGUGCUAUACUACAUGCGAUUGCGAAGGCUAUAGCUGGCAACCCCUUUACCUCCAUGCUAGCUCUUUCUUUCGCUACUUACUUAUCCAUGUAUCCCAUUUUACUCCUCCCACCGUUAAUCCUACUAGCCUACGACCGGCAACAUAUCUCGAGAAGGACCCCGUCACUGUUACAAUUUGCCGGUAUUAACGUGGCAGCUGUCAUUGUCUGUCUCUCGGUCCUGUUCGGAGCUUCCUAUCUCCUAACCGGGUCCUGGGAAUUCCUUGCUUCGACAUACGGGAUCCAGCUUACGCUGACCGACCUGACGCCCAACGUUGGACUUUGGUGGUACUUCUUCAUCGAAAUGUUUGACAGCUUUCGCGCCUUCUUUCUUGGCGUAUUCUGGUUGCACCUCUCUUGCUACGUGGGGGGACUCUCGAUUCGGAUCCGGUCUCAACCACUCGCCGUCUUAACCAUACUCCUCGGUUUAUUCGCCAUCUUUAAGCCAUAUCCCAACAUUGCCGAUACCAGUCUAUUCCUUGCCAUGGUACCACUAUUUAGACACAUAUUUCCGCUCUUACGAUACAGCUUCUUAGCCGCUUCAACUAUACUCUAUUCCUCAUUUCUGGGCCCCUCCUUUUACUACCUAUGGAUCUACGCUGGUAGCGGAAAUGCAAACUUCUUCUACGCCAUUACUCUGGUUUGGAGUCUUGGUCAGAGUCUGCUAGUCAGCGACUUAACAUUCGCAGUACUCCGGGAUGAGUGGGAACUUGAACGGCCCGAGAUGGUUGGGAAAGAAAUCCGACAGGUCUAGUAGCCUUAUUGGUAUCGCCGGUAUAACGUCAGCAUAGUCUAAUUGCUAGAGACUCUUAGUAAUAGAGACACAUUCAAGAGCCACGAAGGAGGCUAGAGUGUGAGCAUAAAAACUUUAGAAAUACAUUAAAUUGCCUCGAGCACAACGUCCAUUCGUCAUAGUUUAUAUGAAUAACUGGCUAGAUUCCGUUCCUGCUAAACAUGGCUGGUCAAGAUAUGAGACCCGAAUAUUGCAACUCAUGAUAUUAAGGGGGAAGAUUUAUUUGUAUUAGUUGAGUAGUCCAGUUGCUAUUCCAGCAUUAUUUCCCAAGCUUCAGUUUGAUACUAGAUCCUGGGCUCCUAAUGUCAGUAACUACUAUACCUACCUAACCUAAGGUAGGUUCACAAACUUGAAGCGGUUUUAAUUAAAUACCAGCUCAUAGUUGAUGAAACUGAACAGAUAUCCCAAUCAAGUAGUUGGGUUUCCGAAGCAAAACUCGUCUUCAU